UUUUCCAACUAGUCCUCUCAAUCUAUUAUAUAUAAACCCUAUUCAUUGCUCUGAAUGAGUCAUCACAAAAUGGGUGCACUUGAUUACCUCUCCAACUUUUGUACUGUAACCACCACUAGGACCAAGCACAAACCAAUGCAGACUGUUGAGAUCAAAGUCAGAAUGGACUGCGAUGGUUGCGAAAGAAGAGUUCGAAAUGCAGUCACUUCACUAAAAGGAGUGAAAUCUGUGGAAGUGAACAGAAAGCAGAGCAGGGUGGUGGUGAGUGGAUACGUGGAUCCAAACAAGGUGUUGAAGAGGGUAAAGAGCACAGGGAAGGUGAGAGCAAAGUUUUGGCCAUAUGUGGAACAGCAUCUUGUGUACUAUCCAUAUGCCACAGGAGCAUAUGAUCGAAGAGCACCCUCUGGAUAUGUCAGAAACGUUGUGCAGGCUUUUCCAGAUCCUCCCCAAGACAACUUUCUCUCCUUCUUCAGUGACGACAACGUUCAUGCAUGUUCCAUCAUGUAAUCAUCUCCGUCAUAUCAAAUAAACCAAUAACCUUCUACUCUUCU
This is a messenger RNA of Vigna unguiculata (cowpea), 551 nucleotides long. Its product is annotated as heavy metal-associated isoprenylated plant protein 21-like. Gene Ontology annotation, molecular function: metal ion binding. The record is from RefSeq and is a predicted model, not a curated record. Lineage: Eukaryota; Viridiplantae; Streptophyta; Magnoliopsida; Fabales; Fabaceae.